Messenger RNA from Cynocephalus volans (Philippine flying lemur), 774 nucleotides. RefSeq names its product TNF superfamily member 15 (gene TNFSF15). The transcript has 4 exons. The record is from RefSeq and is a predicted model, not a curated record. Gene Ontology annotation, biological process: immune response. The coding region runs from base 1 to 774 and encodes 257 amino acids. Lineage: Eukaryota; Metazoa; Chordata; Mammalia; Dermoptera; Cynocephalidae. Gene Ontology annotation, molecular function: tumor necrosis factor receptor binding. Gene Ontology annotation, cellular component: membrane.
AUGGCAGAGGACCUGGGGCUGAGUUUUGGGGAAACAGCCAGCGUGGAAAUGCUGCCCGAGGACGGCAGCUGCAGGCCCAAGGCCAGAGCCGGGCUAGGAGCCAGGAGCAGCAGCGUGCACUGGGCCGUCACCUGCUGCCUGGUGUCACUCCCCAUCCUUGCAGGACUCAUCACCUACCUGCUCGUUGGCCAGCUCCGGGCCCAAGGAGAGGCCUGUGUACAGUUCCAGACUCUGAAAGGACAGGAGUUUGGACCUUCACAUCGGCGAGCUUACACACCUCUCAGAGCUGAUGGAGAUAAGCCAAGGGCACAUCUGACAGUUGUGAAACAAACUCCCACACAGCACUCGAAAAAUCAGUUCCCCACUCUGCAUUGGGAACAUGAACUAGGCCUGGCCUUCACCAAGAACCGGAUGAACUACACUAAUAAAUUCCUGGUGAUCCCAGAAGCAGGAGACUACUUCGUUUACUCCCAGGUCACAUUUCGAGGGACCACGUCUGAGUGUGGUGACAUCAGCCACGGGAGGCAACAGAACAAGCCAGACUCCAUCAUCGUGGUUAUCACCAAGGUAAAAGACAGCUACCCUGAGCCAACCCAGCUCCUAACGGGGACCAAGUCAAUGUGUGAAACAGGCAGCACCUGGUUCCAGCCCAUCUACCUAGGGGCCAUGUUCUCCUUGCAAGAAGGGGACAAGCUGACGGUGAACGUCAGUGACAUCUCUUUGGUGGAUUACACAAAAGAAGAUAAAACCUUCUUCGGAGCCUUCUUGCUAUAG